AAAUAGUUGUUAGGUGCUCACCCAGCUCUCCGGACUUGAGCUUCUUGGGCCUCUUUGUCCGGAGAACCGCGACCAGGAUGUGGAAUAGCGGAUUCGAAAGCUUCGGCGGCUCCAGCUAUGGCGGAGCGGGCGGCUACACGCAGACCCCCGGCGGCUUCGGCUCGCCCACACCGACGCAGGCAGAGAAGAAAUCAAGGGUCCGAGCCCAGCACAUUGUGCCCUGUACCAUAUCUCAGCUGCUUUCCGCUACUCUGACUGAUGAAGUGUUCAAAAUUGGGAAUGUUGAGAUUUCACAGGUCACUAUUGUGGGAAUAAUCAGACAUGCAGAGAAGGCUCCUACCAAUAUUGUUUACAAAAUAGACGACAUGACUGCAGCACCUAUGGAUGUUCGCCAGUGGGUUGAUACAGAUGAUGCCAGUGGUGAAAACACUGUGGUUCCUCCAGAAACAUAUGUGAAAGUGGCUGGCCAUCUCAGGUCUUUUCAGAACAAAAAGAGCUUGGUAGCCUUUAAGAUCAUUCCCCUGGAAGAUAUGAAUGAGCUCACUGCACAUAUUCUGGAAGUGGUCAAUUCACACAUGAUACUCAGCAAAUCCAACAACCAGGCCUCUGCAGGGAGGCCAUCCAUCAGCACCUCAGGAAUGGGUGAGCCAGGGAACUUCAGUGGGAGUAACUUCAUGCCAGCAAAUGGUCUCACUGUGGUCCAAAACCAGGUGCUGAAUUUGAUCAAGGCUUGCCCAAGACCAGAAGGACUGAACUUUCAGGAUCUCAGGAGCCAGCUGCAGCACAUGCCUGUAGCCUCAGUCAAGCAAGCAGUGGAUUUUCUGUGUAACGAGGGACACAUUUAUUCUACUGUGGAUGAUGAUCACUUUAAGUCCACAGAUGCAGAGUAAUGAGCUCGUUGGGAACCUGAAGGGUUUCCAGCUGGACCUGUUUUCAUCAUCUGUGCUCUCCAGCUCUGCAGAGUUUGGCCAGUGGCUUCUAGGACAGAAGGUUCAUGUAGAUCUCAGCUGAAGUCCUCUUGAAACUUACUGCUGUUGUGUUUCUUGUUGUUUAGAGGUUCAAAAGGAGAUAGACACUUGAGAAGGAAGUAAAGUAGGCUGGGAUUUCUUAACAGAAAUUUUGGUAAGCUAGUCAGGACUCCAGGAUGGAUGGUCGAGAUUGAAAGAGGAACACCACCAAGAGAGCAGGGCAGAGCUGCAUCCGGCUUGGUAGCUUCUGUUCUUAAAAGGCUUCCUGUUGUGAGGCUGGACAGAACUAGGGCCCAAAAAAAGACCCACAACCUUCUGCCUAUUUUGUUUACCACUCUGGGUGUGUGGUGUUACUUUUAAAAUUGCACUUUUCCUUCCCCUUGUCUUGCCUGUGGCUGAAAUGAGGUUGGAGUGAGCCUGAGGUUCUGGUGUGGUGGCCUCACAGGGCUGAGAGAAAGAAACAUUACUUCAUUUUUUGUAAUAUAAAUGUCUAUAUGUUUAAUAAAACAAUUCAAUUAUAGUAGCUUCUGAGAU
This is a messenger RNA of Acomys russatus (golden spiny mouse), 1502 nucleotides long. RefSeq names its product replication protein A2 (gene Rpa2). Gene Ontology annotation, cellular component: DNA replication factor A complex; site of double-strand break; nucleus. NCBI's taxonomy places the organism in Eukaryota, Metazoa, Chordata, Mammalia, Rodentia, Muridae. Gene Ontology annotation, biological process: double-strand break repair via homologous recombination; nucleotide-excision repair; DNA replication. Bases 78 to 890 code for a protein of 270 amino acids. Gene Ontology annotation, molecular function: DNA binding. The record is from RefSeq and is a predicted model, not a curated record. The transcript has 9 exons.